CGCUACGCCCCGGACAAGACCAGCACGGUGCUGAGCAAGCACCGGCAGCCAGCCAUGCCCACGCCCGCACAGAGCCGCAGCUCCAUCGUGCAGGCCGGGCAGCAGCCCCCCGAGCCCGCUGGCCGCACCCCCAUCUGCUACCACUGCAACAAGGUCAUCAGGGGCCGCUACCUGGUGGCGCUGGGACGCUACUACCACCCUGAGGAGUUCACGUGCUGCCAGUGCCGGCGCCCGCUGGAUGAGGGUGGCUUCUUCGAGGAGAAGGGCUCGGUGCUGUGCCCGCCCUGCUAUGACCUGCGCUACGCCCCCCCCUGCGCCAAGUGCAAGAAGAAGAUCACGGGGGUGAGUGGUCUCAGCCGGGCGCUGCCCUGCAGCCCCCCGGUCCCCGUGCCAAUCAGCCCUGCCCUGGGCACUGCCCCCUGUCUUGCAUGCUGCCCGAUAGCCCUCCCCAGCCUGCCCGGCCCCCAGGCUGCAGCUCCCAUCCUAGGCCCCUGCUCUGUGCUGUGGGGUCGGCUGGAGCCUCUGGCCCUGCCUAGGGGGGCCUGCCCUGCCGCUCCCCGGGGGGCAGGGCAUGUGGCUGACCCCCCGUCCCCCAGGAGAUCAUGCACGCCCUGA
Messenger RNA from Alligator sinensis (Chinese alligator), 615 nucleotides. RefSeq names its product PDZ and LIM domain protein 7-like. Gene Ontology annotation, biological process: actin cytoskeleton organization; heart development; muscle structure development. Lineage: Eukaryota; Metazoa; Chordata; Crocodylia; Alligatoridae. Gene Ontology annotation, molecular function: actin binding; muscle alpha-actinin binding. The transcript has 3 exons. Gene Ontology annotation, cellular component: stress fiber; Z disc; adherens junction. The record is from RefSeq and is a predicted model, not a curated record. The coding region runs from base 55 to 615 and encodes 186 amino acids.